Molecule: messenger RNA, 846 nt
Organism: Alosa sapidissima (American shad)
Lineage: Eukaryota; Metazoa; Chordata; Actinopteri; Clupeiformes; Clupeidae
Exons: 2
Coding region: 47-787 (246 amino acids)
Molecular function (GO): GTP binding
Source: RefSeq, a predicted model, not a curated record
GGUCCAUUUCAUUUCUGCACAGAUAUUCAUCUGACACGGAGAGAAGAUGGGUCCCAAACAAUCUAUCCCUGAAGGUCAACCUCUCAGAAUCGUGCUGAUUGGGAAGACUGGAGUGGGGAAGAGUGCUGUGGGAAACACCAUCCUGGGGAGGACAGCAUUUAAAUCAGAUGUUUCUGCAAACUCAGUCACAGGAACUUGUUCGAGAGCAAGUGUUAUUGGUCAGAGAGAAAUUGAAGUGAUUGACACACCUGGUAUUAUAGACACACAAAAAAAACCAGAGAUAAUUAAAAAUGAGAUAGUGAAAUGCAUUAAGUACUCAUGUCCAGGGCCCCAUGUGUUCCUGCUGGUAAUUCAGAUUGGGAGAUUCACUCCAGAAGAGCAGAAUGCAGUUAAGGCCCUACAGGAGAUCUUUGGGGAAAGGGCUGAAAAGUACAUGAUCGUCCUGUUCACUCGUGGUGAUCAACUGGAGGGUCAGACUAUUGAUCAAUAUGUGCAAUUAGGCAGCGAGGACCUGAAGAAAAUCAUAAACAGCUGUGGUGGACGAUACCAUGCAUUCAACAACAAAAGCAAUGACCGGAGUCAAGUUGUGCAGUUGGUGAAUAAAAUAGACACGAUGGUGAGGAUAAAUGGGGGAAGUUACUUCACUGAGGAGAUGUACAAAGAGACACAAAAGGUCAUGAGGGAAAGAGGUCUAGCCCCAGAUUCACCUGAGAUAGACCUGUACCUAACUUUCCUCAGUCUCCUGCUGGGGAGGGUGGUAGUGUUUCAAAAGGUUCUUAAUGACUGAAGAUAAUUUGAUCAUGUAACACAUUAUUAUGUAAUUUGGUAGUUAAAAGGUAUUAUGAU